AUGUCGUUUGGUACAGGUACCAAUGUUUUCGGCAGUAACGCUACUGGCACGUCCAUCUUCGGGCAAUCCAACGCGCCAAAGCCCACAGCUUCCCUCUUCGGGAAUACGCAGACGCAGCCCUCUUCCGGGACGGGGACAACGACGGGCUUCGGUGGCUUCGGGAUGCAGCCCCAAACGCAAACACAACAGCCCACCCAAGGAAGUGCUAUGUUCGGAGGAGGCGCUUUCGGACAGACACAGCAGCAGCAACCGUCCGGAUCGACUUCGUUAUUCGGGCAGCCCGCUCAACAGCAGCAGCAGCAACCUACAACAUCGCUGUUUGGGCAGCCUGCCCAACAGCAGCCACAGAGCGCGUCAGGUACAUCUUUGUUUGGAAACCCUUCUACGACUGGGCAGCAGACUGGUGGCGCAUUUGGAAGCACACAGCCGCAACAAAGUUUGUUUGGAAGCACGCAACUGCAACAAUCAACCAGUCCAUUUGGAGCUGCGCAACCACAACAGCAGACAAAUAGUUUGUUCGGAAACACGCAGCCACAGCAGCCGGUGGGUGGACUGUUUGGGAGCACGACUACUCAGCAGACAGCUCCUAUUGGCGGGCUGGGGGUGAGUACAGCGGGGGCAUCGUUCUUCGGACAACAAAGGCAAUCAUCGAUGAUGAGCACCACACCCAUAAGUGGACCUGCACCCUUUUCAAAGUCCACGAAAUUCAACGAUCUUCCGGAUGAUAUCAAGAAGACAUUUGAAGCUAUUGACUCGCACAUUCAAGGACGUGUGCAAAUAAGCAACGAGCUCAAGCAGCGAAAAAUGGGGGAAGAGGCUAUCAAGGGUCAGGAGUUAAUUCGUGGACUACACAAGGAGCUGCUUGGUGUAUCCUCCGUUAUCCAAUCGGACUCCCUUUUUGCCAAGGACCUGAAAGCGAAGACUGAACAGGCGGUUCAAGAUACCAUUGUCGCAACCAAUAUCAUCGAGGGCUUUAAGAACCCCCAUCAGAGCGCAGCGUAUCUCAAAAACCAUGCCUCGUUCCCUCUGGAAUUCUUCACGCGAGUCACACAAGAGAUGCAGGAGCGUCUGCAGUGGUUCAAAAACACGAUCGAGCAAAUUGAGCGGAAACUAUCCGCAUCAGCAUCCCAAUCCCAAAAUACACCCCAAGCAAUAUCCUCCACCCUCCAGACACAGCACGCCAUAUUCGUCUCACUUGCGGCUAGGACUGCUGCUGUUGACGCCGAGGUUCAGAAGGUGAAGGCACUAUACACACAACUCUGGCGCGCGAAAACGGGGAGUAUGCGUGAUCCUUUCAAUGAACUUGACCGCGGGAGUGGAGGGGAGUUUGGGAUGGAGUCGUUACAGGUCAAGUGA
Molecule: messenger RNA, 1356 nt
Organism: Suillus paluster
Lineage: Eukaryota; Fungi; Basidiomycota; Agaricomycetes; Boletales; Suillaceae
Exons: 9
Coding region: 1-1356 (451 amino acids)
Biological process (GO): nucleocytoplasmic transport
Cellular component (GO): nuclear pore
Molecular function (GO): structural constituent of nuclear pore
Source: RefSeq, a predicted model, not a curated record